UCCAUAUAAGACUUAUCUCAUUAGUUAUUAUCUAAGCAAAACCAGUUGCCCAUCCAGUGGCUCAUCGAACUCGGCACUUUCUUUGGGUGCGUGUGAGAACAGGUUUCGGUCCAACUGAAACCCCUGACUUCUUAUAGCAUUAUGUAAUGUUCUGCGGGGUCAAAUGCCGAGAUCAGUUGGAAUCGAAGAGCUCUGGAGAGCGGAUCUCAUACAAAAUGAUGUUCCCGGUGUUUUCCGUGCUUCUGUUGGUGAUAAACCAACUAUUUUGCUUCGUUUCUGGAGCCGAAUUCUUCUCCUCCAUACAUGAGAUGACAAAAGUUUUUGGCUAUGAACAGAAAUUGCUUUUGCAUAUGCAAAAGUUCUUGGGCGACAAUCAGGAAAAAUUGGAUUUCCUGAAAGCGAGACUGCGGGAGUUCGAGAAUGAACGAAAUGAGGCCCGUGAAUGGGGUCCAGCGUAUUUUGAUAGUCCUAUUAACAAAUAUUUGCUUAAUAAAAGACUGACAGUAGACUGGCAACGAGUGGAGAACCUCAUGGAUGCUUCAACAGGCGAAAAAUCUCUGAAACGCCUGAGGAAGCUUCGAAAUCUAAAGAUAAUGCCCAAUAAAAAGGAACUAGAGGGAGCCAUAGAUGGGGUACUUCGAUUGCAGUAUGUAUACAGACUGGAGGCCAAGGAUCUUGCCAGGGGAAUCUUGGAUGGAGUAAACUACGGCAACCAACUGAAUUCGGAGCUGUGUGUGGAUAUAGCUAGGUUAGCUCUGAGAGAUCAGCACCCACGAUUGGCUCAUUCCUGGCUAAUUGAAGCUAAUGGUCGUUUGACAGGAGGAGAAAAAGAAAAAGAACUGAGACCACAGAUAUUAGCACUUCUAGUACAAGCCAAGGCGGAACUGGAGGACUUUCGGGGACUAAAUGAUACUUACCAGGAGCUAUUAAAGAUUCAACCAGCUAGUGAACAGCAUGCCAAGAAUUACGAAAGCUUUUUGGAGUCUCUGGGAGAAAAGGCUUUAUUAAAUGAUUCGAAACCAAUACUGGAACAUGCUCCUAUUCCUGAGGAGGGAGAGACUGUGGGUGAGUUUCAGGGCUACAGCCUCACCUGCAGUGGUCACUGGCAACUCACUCCGAAGGAGCAACGUAAUCUUCGCUGUGGUUACGUGACGGAAACUCAUCCUUUUCUGUGGAUAGCUCCUCUCAAAGCGGAGGAGCUUUUUCAUGAUCCACUACUCGUGCUCUACCACGACGUGAUAUACCAGAGUGAAAUCGAUGUCAUACGGAAACUAACCAAUAACAGACUAAGUCGCGCUAGGGUUACGAGUCAUAAUGAGUCGGUGGUUUCCAAUGUUCGCACCAGCCAGUUCACUUUUAUACCAGUGACAGAACAUAAGGUGCUGGCCACCAUCGACCAAAGAGUAGCAGAUAUGACCAACAUGAACAUGAAAUACGCGGAGGACCACCAGUUUGCCAACUACGGAAUCGGUGGACAUUACGGACAACACAUGGACUGGUUCAGCCAGACAUCCGUUGAUGCCGGCUUGGUCUCCUCUCCCGAAAUGGGAAACCGCAUUGCCACAGUUCUUUUUUAUCUCUCUGAUGUGGCUCAAGGGGGAGGCACCGCCUUUCCACAGUUGAGACAACAUUUAAAGCCGAAAAAAUAUGCAGCUGCCUUUUGGCACAAUUUGCAUGCUUCUGGUGUGGGUGAUGUUCGUACUCAACACGGCGCCUGUCCCAUCAUCGCUGGUUCCAAAUGGGUGCAAAAUCGCUGGAUCCGAGAGAUUGAUCAAUCAGAUCGUCGACCUUGCGAACUUUGGGAUGAUUCUUUGGCCACCUACGCCCAACUUUUGGAGGCUAAGUAAAAAAAUCAGAAUGAGGCGGUUUUAUAAAUAAGUUUAGAAAAAUUAGCAUUUAAAAUAAGCCUUCAAGUCAAGCUUUCUGUGAACAGAGCUCUAUUUUUAGAUAAAAAGAUUUACAUAAAAU
Drosophila rhopaloa is the source of this 1968-nucleotide messenger RNA. Its product is annotated as prolyl 4-hydroxylase subunit alpha-2. Gene Ontology annotation, cellular component: endoplasmic reticulum. Lineage: Eukaryota; Metazoa; Arthropoda; Insecta; Diptera; Drosophilidae. Gene Ontology annotation, biological process: peptidyl-proline hydroxylation to 4-hydroxy-L-proline. The record is from RefSeq and is a predicted model, not a curated record. Gene Ontology annotation, molecular function: protein binding; iron ion binding; L-ascorbic acid binding.